Carlito syrichta (Philippine tarsier) is the source of this 3374-nucleotide messenger RNA. It is a transcript of the gene PRPF18, whose product is annotated as pre-mRNA processing factor 18. Lineage: Eukaryota; Metazoa; Chordata; Mammalia; Primates; Tarsiidae. Gene Ontology annotation, cellular component: U5 snRNP; U4/U6 x U5 tri-snRNP complex; U2-type post-spliceosomal complex. The record is from RefSeq and is a predicted model, not a curated record. The transcript has 10 exons. Gene Ontology annotation, biological process: generation of catalytic spliceosome for second transesterification step; RNA splicing. The coding region runs from base 141 to 1169 and encodes 342 amino acids.
CCGGAAGCGGCUUGUCCCUUGUUGUCCUCCGGUGUUUGGGCUCGCUGGGCAGUGGGCGGUGGGCUCUCCGCGGCUGGCGGGGUGGGGCUGGGUCCGAGGAGCGGGAGCGGGGACACUCGAGUCUAAGCCGGGACGGCGAGAUGGACAUUCUGAAGUCAGAGAUCCUUCGGAAGCGGCAGCUGGUGGAGGACAGGAACCUGUUGGUGGAAAACAAAAAAUAUUUCAAGCGUAGUGAACUUACAAAAAAAGAAGAGGAAGCAUAUUUUGAAAGAUGUGGCUACAAGAUACAGCCAAAAGAGGAGGACCAGAAACCAUUAACUUCGCCGAAUCCAGUGUUAGAACUUGAACUGGCAGAAGAAAAAUUACCCAUGACUCUUUCUAGGCAAGAGGUCAUCAGAAGAUUAAGAGAAAGAGGAGAGCCAAUCAGACUGUUUGGAGAAACUGACUAUGAUGCUUUUCAGCGUUUAAGGAAAAUAGAGAUCCUCACACCAGAAGUUAACAAGGGGUUGAGGAAUGAUCUCAAGGCCGCUUUGGAUAAGAUCGACCAGCAGUACCUCAAUGAAAUUGUGGGUGGUCAGGAACCUGGAGAAGAAGACACACAGAAUGACUUGAAGGUUCACGAAGAAAACACUACCAUCGAAGAGUUAGAGGCACUGGGGGAGUCCUUGGGGAAAGGCAAUGAUCAUAAAGACAUGGAUAUCAUCACCAAAUUCUUGAAGUUUCUUCUUGGUGUUUGGGCUAAAGAAUUGAAUGCCAGAGAAGAUUACGUGAAACGCAGUGUGCAGGGUAAACUGAACAGUGCCACUCAGAAACAGACUGAGUCCUACCUCAGACCGCUUUUCAGAAAGCUACGGAAGAGGAAUCUUCCUGCUGAUAUUAAAGAAUCAAUAACAGAUAUUAUUAAAUUCAUGUUACAGAGAGAAUAUGUGAAGGCGAACGAUGCCUAUCUUCAGAUGGCCAUAGGAAAUGCACCAUGGCCCAUUGGCGUCACUAUGGUUGGCAUCCAUGCCAGAACUGGCAGGGAAAAGAUUUUUUCUAAGCAUGUUGCACAUGUUCUAAACGAUGAAACUCAGCGGAAGUAUAUUCAGGGAUUGAAGAGGUUAAUGACCAUUUGCCAGAAGCACUUUCCUACAGACCCAUCGAAAUGUGUGGAGUACAAUGCACUGUGAGACCUGUGUGUGGUGUGUAUGUAGCAACGAGAAGCUCUCGAAGGGGUCACGGACUUGUGGAACUUCCAGCAGGGCUGAAGGGAGAGGAGAGCUGGAGCGUCCGUCUCUGAGUUCUACCUGAUGUGACUCUUGACUGGUUCCAGAACUGUUUUGGCUUCGUACCACAUCUAACUGCAAAUUGAUUUGUGCCUGGCUUUCAUUUAAUAGUUGAAAAAUUAAGUUCUGAAGACUUGGCCUCACAGUGUAAUGUGUGGGCAAUGGAAGGGAGUUUAAAAUGACCUUUCCCCAAUAGGCCUAAAAGUUGCAGCUGGAUGAUUUAAAAGAAACAUUUGAGGGCGGGCUUAAUUAUUUCAGUAAAAUAUGCUAAUUUGCAUAUUGUCUUUUAUGUAGUGUUUAUACAAAAUAUUUUUAUAUAUUUCAACUGAAAUAUGGGACAUUGAAUGAAACUUGAUAGUCCUUGAAUGUUGCUGAACCUUUUGCCGUCUUGCAAUAGAAUUAGAACGUAAAUGUUAUUACUGUUAAUGCAAACGUUAUUUUUCUUGUAUUUCAAAGCUUCCUUUUAUCUUCUAAGGAGUGCAGAUUUUCAUAUUUGUCAUUUCUCAGGACAGAUAGAAUUAACAGGAAAUCGAAGCUUGAAAAAACAAAGAUGGCAUAUCAUGCCAACAUAAAUUAAAAAAAAAAAAGCCACUCCAGCACGUCAAGGUUCAAGGUGGGGCAACGUGCCGUGAAGCCAGCAAGCGUGGGGAAAUCGUGAUGAUGGUGGUAGGCCCGCGGUGGGCAGCGGGCUGUGUUCCCAGCCACACCCUGCCCAGCACAGGAGGAGGAUGUCACUGCCCAGGGUGGUGUCCUGGGCUCUGGUCUUCCGCAAAGUGAGAACUUGUUCCAGAUCUUGCACAGUAUCACACUCGGAUCAUUGUGACCAAUCCUCAUGCUUUGGAACUUGAGAGGACUGACUCCCAAGAGUGCUGUGGGGAAGCAGGCUGUGACCUGACCAGGCGGGGUGGCAGUGCUGGUGAGAGUGGGAGCUCCAGAGGCAACUUUCUGGCUUCCGAUUUCAGCUCUGCCAUAGCUGUGACCUUGGGCACGUGGCAGUCUUUCCAAGCCUCUGCUUCCUCAUCGUAAAAUGGGAGAGGUAAUAAUACUACAUGCCUCAUGGUGUUAUUGUCGUGUUCAAGUAAAAUAGAUGGCUUAGCAUACCGCCUGGCAAAUAAGAGCGCAGGAUUUCUUUGUAGUUGUGUCAUUGUUGGUACAAGAGAGUAGCCCUGUGGUUGGUUAGGGUGGUGUGUACUCACUUGAUGAUAAUGUGAUGAUGUGGUGGCAGCAACAGCAGUAAUCAUGGAAACACUGAUUAAGCUUUUACUCUACCUGGGCUGCUCCUACUUCCAGCCAGGUCUGUGUUCUGAAGCGCCGAGGACGUGGUAGGAGCGAGAGGCUGCUGAGGAGGUCGACUCACAGUGGCUUCUGCUGGACCCUCUGGGAGGCCUCGAAAGCCGAUUCUGACCACCUGUGGUUCUUGACUGCACACGGAAUGGAUCGUUUCUGCUGGGUAUUUUCCUGGCGGUGGCUGAGGCUCACUGUCCUGAACUGAAUCGGUGUCUACUUUGUAAACCUUUUCUUAUGAUUAAAUUAGUUAGAGCUAAGGAAACUUACCAGCACAAAUGAGGGAUGGACUUCCAUAAGAUAUGGUGACGGUCUAGACUUUGUCAUGUGGUCUUAUAUGAGACUUGUUUAUAAAUACUGAGUGAAUAUUUCCCACGUUACAUUUUCUUUAUUCACAAUCAGCCCAUAGCUUGGUAGUCAGUUCAUUGCUUGCUGUCUUCCAUUUUGCUGUUAGUUAAUAUUUUACAUAAAGAAGAAACUGUGUCAUGUGGCACCAAUACCUGCUAAAAUUGAUCAGCAUAGUUAAAUGGUUUGGGGGGAAAAAUGGACACUCUACAGGGCUUUGACUAUGAGCCAUUUGGGCUGGUGUGGAGGGAAGCAGGUUUAAAGAUGUGGAUUCCCUCAAGGAAGUUUUCCUUUCCCCUGAAAUUAAAGGUCUUCAGAUGACUGCAGAUACCAUGAGGAUAUGUAGAAAAAUGACCGUGCCUAUUCUCCAAAUCAUGAAAAGUUUGGUUCUGCAAAUAUUACGUAUUUAUGUUUGUAAAACAAUAAAGACACGCCUUUUAAAAAUCAAUUGCAGUUCUGAAAUAAAUAUAUUCCUUCUUC